AUCGCACGAAACGCUAAUCUGACCGGGAUAAAAGGCAUAUCUCUCGAAAGAGCUUCGUCUGCGCCUGUCGUCCAACCGGAAACUGGCCCAGCUUCUCGUUUGCCUACAAUCAAUCACCUCCCUUGCCUCAGCAAGCCGCUUGUUUGCAAUACUAUCGCCAGCAUGUCCUACAAACCUGAGGGCGCUCCCCCUUCCUAUCCUCAGCCUAUCCACGACCCGAACGCUUAUCAGGGUACGCCCGUGAACUCGCCACCUCCAGGACAGGAAUAUUAUAACCAGAACGGAUACUACCCGCCUAAUCAGUACGGCCAGCCGCAGCCAGGAUAUGGUCCUCCACAGCCAGGGUAUGGCCCUCCGCAGGGCUACGGUGCUCCUCCCCCGCAAGGAAUGUACUACCAGCAGCAAGGAUACCCCCCGCCCCAACAAGGCUACUACGCGGACGAUCGAGGUGAUCGAGGCAUGGGUGCCGGCGGUGGUAUCUGUGCGGGUAUAAUGGCCGCUAUGGCGUGCUGUUGCUGUUUAGAUAUCUUGUUUUAGACCGCUGGGCGGAUAUAAGAACUCGACAGCAUCCCACGCGCCUUGAUGGGCGCGGCGGAAAAGGCUAACGCAUACGUGGAUGCCGGACUUUCUCUCAACAUUAAUCUUCUAUCCUUGGCCAUUCGCUGCAGCCUCGGCCCUCUUUGUCUCUUUGGGUGAAACACACGUUCUUUGAAUACCUUUUU
Penicilliopsis zonata CBS 506.65 is the source of this 722-nucleotide messenger RNA. RefSeq lists its product as hypothetical. The coding region runs from base 163 to 537 and encodes 124 amino acids. The record is from RefSeq and is a predicted model, not a curated record. The transcript has 2 exons. NCBI's taxonomy places the organism in Eukaryota, Fungi, Ascomycota, Eurotiomycetes, Eurotiales, Aspergillaceae.